This is a messenger RNA of Rhododendron vialii, 1782 nucleotides long. RefSeq lists its product as uncharacterized. The transcript is spliced from 6 exons. The coding region runs from base 201 to 1664 and encodes 487 amino acids. Lineage: Eukaryota; Viridiplantae; Streptophyta; Magnoliopsida; Ericales; Ericaceae. The record is from RefSeq and is a predicted model, not a curated record.
GGAUAACUCUUCCUCCUCCUUUUUUAAGAGCUUUUCUCACCUCCCAAAGCUCCCUCUUCUUUCUAUGAAGAACUGUUUCGUCUCCUUCCUCAUCCAGUUGGACUAGUACUAUAAGAAGUUGAACAUCUGUUAAAGGGAGAGCUCUGAGCUUGUUCCACAAUAUUCCAGCAUGAGGUUCAUGCUACUCCUAGCACCAAACCAUGGAUCUCACAAUCCCCAAGUACUUUGAAGCUCCAUCUUUCUUAGCAUCUCGCAUGGAACCACCAUUGGAGGGCAACACUAACUUCUUCAACAGAAACAUGGCGAACCCAUUUGCAGAUACCUUCCCUGACCCACUUUGCAAGCUCAAUCUGAAAGAGACAUCAGAGUUUGUGAAGUCAUUUCCAAUGGCAAACCACAACACAGAAACCAGGAAUUAUCUUGAUGUCUCGGCUGAGAGGAGGAGAGAGGGAGUUAGUUCAGUCACCAAGAGGAAUAGUGUGGAGGCUCCGCCCACACCUGGUAGGCCCAUUUUCAGCUUCAGUGCUGGAAAUCUCUCAAGAAAAGGGUUCCCUUCCAAAUGGGAUGAUGCUGGAAAAUGGCUUAAUAAUGGCAGCAGUUCUUGCCAUGACUCUCCUGCUCAUCUUCAUGGCUUGAACGUAAAGACUUUGGAAUCUUCAAAGUUUGCCAAGCAAUUUGAUGGGUUUAGGCCACAAGCUGAGGUUUUUGCAGAUAAAUCAAGGGUUACAGAGGAAAAGGUGUCAAACGCAGUUUCGAGCCUUCACCGGUCUGUGCAUUUGGAGCAUCAUAUCUCUACCAAAGAUUUGAAUGUGGAUGUACUUCUAAAAGAUAAGUUCACAAAUGAGGUAGAAGUUGGACCCAUUUUCCCCAAAUACAGAUGCUUGGAGCCAACACAAGAAGAGUUUUUGUUUGGAAAAUUGGAUGAAAAAUCUAAGAAAGCUGCAGUGACCGAGAUGAUUCACGAGGUUCAACAAAGAGAUAUCGGCACAGAGAUGACUCCGCUUGGUAGUUCAACAACUUCGAGAUGCCACACGCCGUUCAAGAGCACGUCACCCGCUCGACAUAAUACCCCAGAGAAUAGGUCAGGCCCAUUGGCCUUAUAUAACUCCUAUACCAGCAGCACAGCAAGUGACAUCACCAAGUUGCAAGAUUGCCACUUAGCUAAGCUACACAUCGGGGCACAAUUCGAUCCGGUUGUUUCUACUUGGAGCUCAAGGGAAGAGGAGGAAGAGGACAUAUCAAAGAGCCUCAGGCAUUUUGAGAUUGGCAGCAACAAUAAUGAGUGCAGGAAAAGUGUUUCAGAGCACUCCAAAGCUUGCUCAUGGGAAGAAGAGGAAAGGAACAAGAGAUGCCUCAGAUACCAGAGAGAAGAAGCAAAAAUUCAAGCUUGGGUGAACCUCCAAAAUGCUAAAGCAGAAGCUCAGUCAAGAAAGCUUGAGGUAAAAAUCGAAAGGAUGAGGGCAGAUUUGGAAGAGAAGUUGAUGAAGAGAAUGGCAUUUGUUCAUAGAAAAGCCGAGGAAUGGAGAGCGGUAGCCCAGCUACAACACUCGGAGCAAAUCCUGAGGGCUGCGAGAGAAUCACAGAAGAUCGUGAACCGGCAUAAUUCUCAUUUCAAUGGCCAAAGGUCUUGUGGUUGCUUUCCUUGUAAUAUUAAUCAUGUUUAAACAGUAGAAGGAAGCUUCAAAAUUCAACCGGAAGAAAAGCCUUGCAUCCAAUUCUUUGUAAUUGGAUGCUUUGUUGAGCUGAUCAUUAUAUAAGAGAGGAAGAAGUUAGAGAAAGUAA